AUGAUCCCCACCCUACCCUUUGCACCCAACGAUGAGACCUGCAGAGAGAUACGGGAGGCCAUCUCCGAGUGGGAUGACACCACCAGGGUUAUCGUGGGGCACGGUAGCGGGUCAUUCGGGCACGUUGCCGCCGCGAAGCACAGCACCAUCGACGGCGUAUCGGGGGCCGUCCAGUGGAGGGGCUUCUGUGACGUCAGUGAUGCGGCGUCCCGCCUCAACAGGUGGUUGCUGCUUGCGGGAGAAACGGAAGGCGUUUUCGGCGGGGACGGGGCUUGCGUGCCUGAGAUCUCGCUCGAAAGCCUUCCGUCCAUCGAGGGGUCCUUGGGGGGCUCCAGAGGAACGGACGUGACUGGCGGGAUGGCUUCCAAGGUGCGGGACAUGAUUUCGCUCGUGGAAAGCCUGCCUGGCGCAAGAAUUAGAAUCUUCUCAGGCCUUACCCCGGGCGGCGUAAAGCGAACAUUGCUGCUGGCGGCCGGGAGGGAGGGGCAAGAACCAACGCAAGGCGGUAGCGGGGGUAGCAGCGGAGGCAGCGGUGGGCCGACGACAGGGGGCCUCGGGACAGUAAUCGUGGCGUCUGCCACCACUGCCGCCGCCGUUGCACCGGCGGUAUCCACAGCGGUUGUUUGCGAAGUGGGCGGGGGCGGAGGAAUCUCGUAG
Ectocarpus siliculosus is the source of this 657-nucleotide messenger RNA. Lineage: Eukaryota; Phaeophyceae; Ectocarpales; Ectocarpaceae. The record is from the annotation of a GenBank genome assembly.